AUGAAAUAAAAUCAAGUCUGUAGAUUUAAUAAAUACUUCUAUCGUGAACUAUACCCUAAUAGAUACUUAGAAUUAUGCAGAGCAAUAGCUAUCAAUCAUGACAACACUCUGAUUAUUGCUGCAGCUGAAUCAAACAUCAAAGUCAUUUAGAUCAUUUUACCACUUCUUUCAUAAUCAGAAGCCUAUCCAGCUACAAGAACAACAUAAUCUAUUAGAUAAAUUGAAAUACUUAAAGGUAAACAUUCGGAUUUUGUGUCUUCUCUUAUGUUUUUCAAAAAAACUCCAUCAAUGAGAAAUUCAUUUAUCUCAGGUUCAGAUGAUAAUACUAUUAUUAUUUGGUCACCCCUUAAUUCAUUCGAAUUUACAAUACCAUCUAAGUGGGAAGUAUAAUGUAUACUAAAAGAACAUACAAAUAGUAUCACAUGUUUAGUUUUACUAACUUCAUCAGAAGAUCUUAUUAUUAGUGGGUCUUAAGAUAAGAAGAUAAAAUUUUGGUCUCUUACAUCAACUUAACCUUCUUUACCAUGGAAAUGUUUAUAGACUAUUGAAGAACAUACAUCUACAAUUUUUGGAUUAUCAAUUAAUCAAGAAGGUACUAGAUUACUCUCUUGUGCUAGUGAUUUUUAAAUAUUAGUGAUGGAAGGCUCUAAUAAAACAUAAUGGAAUAUUAGAUAAAGAAUAUCAGUAGAUUAAUGGGGAUAUAGAUUAUGUUUUAUAAAUAAUCAUGUUUUUACAUUUUAACCUAUAGAAACAGCUCCUCAAUUAUAGGGAUCAGCUCAUAUUCAUAUUUAUAUUUAUAAUACUCAAAAAGAAUAGUAUUUAAAAUCAAAAACAGUAUUGGUUUAAGGUGGUGGGUAACCCUGCAGACCUUAUUUUCCUUAAUUAUACCUUAAUUCGAUCAACCUAUUAUUAUCUAAAAAUGGUCAUUAUUUAAACUUUAUUAGAAUCAAAUUCUCAUCCUCCAAAUCUGAUUUGGAAUGUAAUUUAGAAUAAGCGAUCAACUUUGGUACAAUGAAUACUUAUGGUACAAUUAGUGAUAAUGGAGAAUUCUUAGUAACAUGGGAUUAAAAAUAAAAUAAUAUCUAAAUCUUAGUAUAAGGAGGACAAUAAGAAACUUGA
Messenger RNA from Paramecium pentaurelia, 1119 nucleotides. Lineage: Eukaryota; Ciliophora; Oligohymenophorea; Peniculida; Parameciidae. The record is from the annotation of a GenBank genome assembly.